Molecule: messenger RNA, 3153 nt
Organism: Seriola dumerili (greater amberjack)
Lineage: Eukaryota; Metazoa; Chordata; Actinopteri; Carangiformes; Carangidae
Gene: csdc2a
Product: cold shock domain-containing protein C2-like
Exons: 4
Coding region: 353-826 (157 amino acids)
Biological process (GO): regulation of mRNA stability
Cellular component (GO): cytoplasm
Molecular function (GO): mRNA 3'-UTR binding
Source: RefSeq, a predicted model, not a curated record
CACCACAUGUCCCCGCAGCUUGCACCGGAUUUAAUUACAUAAUUGCCUCGUAUCACCUCAAAAAACACGAGGCCGCGGCGCGUCUGAACUGACAGCUGAUCGGCGCUUUUCACGGGUGUCAUCGCUCCACUCCUUCACUGUACGACCUCCUCUCUGAGCAUCUCCCCUCCCUCUCUCUCUCUCACACACACACACACACACACACACACACACACACACACACACACACACACACACACUUGCCAUGCAGGAGGUGUAACCCUCCUUCCUGUUCUUCCUUGUGUGCCAUUGGAGGAAACCCAAAACAGAAAAGAAAAAAAAACAAAAAACACUCUACGUGAAACAAGUCAAGAUGUCAGACCCGGACCCCUCCUCGCCGGCGGACUCCCCACUGCCACUCACCUCCCCGCGCACCCCCCUGCAGCUCUCCUUCCCCUUCCUGAGGGAGGGCAGCCGGGUUUGGGAGAGGGAGAGGAAACCGCCGCAGCCUGGAGAGCUGCCCAGCCCUCUGCCAACCAAACGCACCCGGACAUACUCAGCGACAGUGCGAGCCAAAUCAGGUCCAGUGUUUAAAGGGGUGUGUAAAAACUUCUCCAGGUCUCAGGGUCACGGAUUCAUACGUCCUUCUCACGGAGGAGAGGACAUCUUUGUCCACAUCUCUGACAUUGAUGGAGAAUACGUGCCUAUGGAAGGGGACGAGGUCACAUACAAGGUGUGCCCCAUCCCUCCCAAGAACCAGAAGAUCCAGGCCGUGGAGGUGGUGAUCACCCACCUCAAUCCGGGCACCAAGCACGAGACCUGGUCAGGUCAGAUCAUCAGCUCCUAGAGCAGCGCUUCAGGCUGCAGGGCUGGAAAAGGUCUCGGAGUGGAGUGGAGCCCGGCGGAGGAGACGUGGAUUUAAUUUAUGUUUUCAGGGUGUGAGGGUUUGGGACCAGGUCUGAGGAGGAGAGGGAGCGGAGCUUAGCGUACGUCGUGGGUCAGCCUGAAGUGGCUUGGUUAUGGGAGGGUGAAGGUUUUGAGUUUAAAGGACAGGGUCAGAAAUGAAGCUUUGAAUGUAUAUGUUUGAAUGUUUUCUUUUGAAGGCCGCGGUUUCGUCGUCUGGGUUGAAUGUUUUUUUUUUUUUAGUUGAGGGGUUGGAAAGUUAGUGGUUCAGGGCUCGGUGCUAGCACUUUUUACUUUGACUGUAGGGGAUAUAUUUUAGUUGGGAAAUCUGUGGUCGUUUAGAGAAGAAGUGUCUUUGAAGAGUCGAGUUGCUGAGGAAGCAGAUGAGUUUGAGGCCGAAAUGCAUUUUGAGCGAAUCUGAAUCGAUUUAGCCGAAGUACUGAAGAGUUUCAUUUUAAAGGGACCAGCUCAGCGGAGGUCUGAAUUUUACUCCCGUUUUUGUUUUUCGUUUUUUCUCAGCUGAUAUGAAUCGUGUGCCGCCACUGCCAAAAGUCACGUGUCAAACGUCAGUGUGUCUGUGUUCACAACAGCAGAUGGAGACGGUUGUCGGUAGAUUUCAGGAGGAUUAAAAGGAUGAAGAAAACUGUAGUAACAGCCUGUUGUUUACAAUCCGGCUUGGCUUAAUGUGAAAGGAACAGAUCUGCCUUCAUCUCACUGCCUUCAGAAAAUCAUUUUCCAGGUUGUUUUGACAUGCCACAAAAACACCAAACAAGUUUAAUUAAAGUAAGAAAUAAGCGCGACAACAUUCAGUUCACUCUCAAUGUGUUUCGGCCUCGAGAGCUGUGACAAGCUCCACGUGUAAGGAAUUAUUUUUCCUUCUUAAUAUUGUAGCACUACUGUAUUUGUCGACUUGGCAAGUGUAGAAAUCCAGUGUUAUUGUAGCCAGCUCCUAUGACGGUCACACGUUUCGGUGGUAGAGACAAGUAGACGGAUGUUGUGCCGCUGGAAAACCAGGACCAGAGGAUUUGGGGUUGGGGAAGGAAACUGAAGGAGUAUUUGGGGAACGGGCAGAGGAUGGAGUGACUAUCUGUAAAUGCACUUGAGCACAGGUGGAGCUAGAUUUGAAAUGUUGUAAAGCAUGUGUAAAGGUGAGCGGUUCUCAACCUGCGGAUUGUCGGGUUGAAAUCGACAGAAAAGAAAUGUAAAGAAAUAUUCGAGAAAAUUGUUUGACAGUCGGUGGAAAUGCGUUUAUUUGCUUCCCGUCCAAGAGUUAGAUGAGAAGCUCGAGCUUCCUGUCUGACUGUUGGCCAGAAAGUGAGUAAGCAAUUUUCCCACAAAGUUGAACCGUUCCUUAAAAUGACUGAUGUAAUCAAAAAAGAUGAAGUUUGGAGGUCUGGAUUUUUUUCUAUCGCUCUGAUAAAUGACUCCCUGUAGUGAAAUGUUUGCAGCCCUCAGGCUUUGGCUUUUUUCUCCGCAGUAAACUGAUACAGGAAGACAAGUUUCACCAUAUCAAAUUAAAAAAGAGCAGGAUGAACUGCUGACUUUUAGGUUGAAGGUUCAGUAAGUUUCAUACGUCACUGCAAAUGUUGGGGAGAAAUUAUAAAAACAAACAAACAAACAAACAAAGCAGCAAAAGCUUCCUGAUGUAAGUUUAAAAAGACUAUUUAUUUAUUGACUUAUUUAUUUUGAUUUGUAACUAUGAGAACAUCAGGUGUUUGGUAAUUAAAAGCUGCGUUUAUAAGUAUAUGUGCAAAUCUAAGCCUGUUUGAAUACACUGCACACCUCACUCUAAUGAUACUACCCUGUAAAAAUCCCUUCGCUGAUGUCACGUCAUCGACAGGCAACAGAAGAAAAAAAAAAAACCUUCAACCUUUCCAAACACACGAAUUUCUAAUUUCUACAUAACCCUUGUCUAAUUUUUAUUAACUGUGUGAUGUUCAAAGUAACAAGCCGUUUUGUUGUUUUGGAGAUCGGCAUGUUCUGUAUCGUUUGUCGUAAUUUUUACGUAGAAUAUGUUGAUCCUGUUUCAUCAUGCAGUAAGACGGUUGGAGCCUUCAGAGAGGCGACGUCGGGUCUCCUAUGCAUACUUUGAUUUAUCGCCACGGGUGUGACUCAACAUCGUUGUUAACACACUGUAUCUGUCCGGUUUUCUUUACUGUGAGAGAAACAAGUUCGAUUGUGUUCGCAAGCACUUUUUAUUUUUGUCAAAUCACUGUGACGGUCUUUAGUCAUUAAGAUAAAGUUUGAAUAAAACUUACUACUGUGUUCACA